This is a messenger RNA of Phodopus roborovskii (desert hamster), 2421 nucleotides long. It is a transcript of the gene Gsr, whose product is annotated as glutathione-disulfide reductase. Lineage: Eukaryota; Metazoa; Chordata; Mammalia; Rodentia; Cricetidae. Gene Ontology annotation, cellular component: cytosol; mitochondrion. The transcript has 13 exons. Gene Ontology annotation, molecular function: NADP binding; flavin adenine dinucleotide binding; glutathione-disulfide reductase (NADPH) activity. The record is from RefSeq and is a predicted model, not a curated record. The coding region runs from base 16 to 1515 and encodes 499 amino acids. Gene Ontology annotation, biological process: glutathione metabolic process; cellular response to oxidative stress; cell redox homeostasis.
CGCACACUUCCGCGCAUGGCGCUGCUGCCCCGGGCCCUGAGCGUGGGCGCGGCCCCGAGCCUGCGGCGGGCGGUGCGCGCGCUCACCUGCACCAUGGCGAGUCCCGGCGAGCAGCAGACCCCGGCCGCUGCUGUUUCCUUUGACUACCUAGUGAUCGGCGGCGGCUCGGGAGGGCUGGCCAGUGCGCGACGGGCGGCGGAGCUCGGCGCCAGGGCCGCGGUGGUGGAGAGUCACAAGCUGGGUGGCACUUGCGUGAAUGUUGGAUGUGUUCCCAAAAAGGUAAUGUGGAACACAGCUGUCCACUCAGAAUUCAUGCACGAUCACACGGAUUAUGGCUUUCAGAGUUGUGAGAGUAAAUUCAAUUGGCAUGUCAUCAAGGAGAAGCGUGAUGCGUAUGUGAGCCGCCUGAACACCAUCUACCAGAACAAUUUAACCAAGUCCCACAUAGAAAUCAUCCAUGGCUAUGCGGCCUUUGCAGAUGAUCCUCAGCCCACGGUGGAAGUCAACGGGAAAAAAUACACUGCACCUCACAUCCUGAUUGCCACAGGUGGUGUGCCCACAGUUCCUCAGGAGAGCCAGAUCCCAGGUGCCAGCUUGGGAAUAACCAGUGAUGGGUUUUUUCAGCUGGAGGAGCUGCCUAGCCGCAGCGUCAUUGUGGGUGCGGGUUACAUUGCCGUGGAGAUAGCUGGCAUCCUCUCUGCCCUGGGCUCCAAGACAUCUCUUAUGAUAAGGCAUGAUAAGGUUCUUAGAAACUUUGAUUCACUCAUCAGUUCCAACUGUACCGAGGAGCUGGAGAAUGCUGGCGUGGAGGUGCUGAAGUUCUCACAGGUAAAGGAAGUAAAAAAGACAACAUCCGGUUUGGAACUUCUCUUGGUUACUUCGGUUCCUGGUAGGACACCCACUACAACCGUGAUUCCAGAUGUUGACUGCCUGCUCUGGGCCAUUGGCCGGGACCCAAAUUCUAGGGGCCUGAAUCUAAAUAAACUGGGGAUUCAGACGGAUGAAAAGGGCCAUAUCAUCGUAGACGAAUUCCAGAAUACCAGUGUCAAAGGCAUCUAUGCUGUGGGAGAUGUCUGUGGGAGAGCACUUCUCACCCCAGUUGCAAUAGCUGCUGGCCGGAAACUGGCCCAUAGGCUUUUUGAAUGCAAAGAAGAUUCCAAAUUAGACUAUGACAACAUCCCUACUGUGGUCUUCAGCCACCCCCCUAUUGGGACAGUGGGGCUUACUGAAGAUGAAGCCAUUCAUAAAUAUGGAAAAGAGAAUGUGAAAAUCUACUCAACUACUUUUACCCCAAUGUAUCAUGCUGUGACCACAAGGAAGACAAAAUGUGUGAUGAAAAUGGUUUGUGCCAACAAAGAGGAAAAGGUGGUUGGGAUCCACAUGCAGGGGAUUGGGUGUGAUGAAAUGCUUCAGGGCUUCGCUGUAGCAGUGAAAAUGGGGGCCACCAAGGCCGACUUUGACAACACGGUUGCCAUUCACCCUACCUCUUCAGAAGAGCUGGUCACGCUCCGCUGAGCGCCCAGGGACUCGGAUGGCCGGCCGGCAGUUGGACCAGUAGACCUCGGAGAAGAGCCAUGUAUCAAGUUUACUUCCUGCUCCAGCUUUAUAUAUUUCUUUACUUUAAUCAGGAUCUUCUGAUAGUGUACAUUUUUAGUUAAGGAAAAAAGAAGAAUUUAUUUAUCUAAUCAGAAGUUUGUUUUGUUAAUCUGGGGUUGGUUUUCAUUUGGUAUUUCACAGUAAUUAAUAUUUUUAAUUUUUUGUUAACAGCCCAGUGCUAGUUGUGUUUUUCUUGCUUCAGCCUCAUUCCAAGUAUAAAUGUAUAUGAAGUAUGGUGAAGUUAAUAUACCUGAAGAAUGAAUAUAGCUGGCUAAUUUUUUUUCUUCUUUUUUUUUUUUUUUUUUUUUUUUUUUUUUUGAGACAGUGUCUCUCUACAGCCCAGAAUGGCCUCAGACUUAAGAUCCUUCAGCUGUGGCCUCAUGAGUGUUGGAACUAUAGGCAUGGGUGGCCAUUCUUGGCCUAGCUUGUUAGUUUAUAUGAUAGUUAAGUCUUCAUCUAUAAAUAUGCAAGGAUACAGACUAUGUGUGUUUUUGAAUCUGCUAUUUUUGUCCUGUGUAUUGCAAAGCUACCCUGAGGAUGUGACUUCUCUCUAAUCUCAUUUUUUGCUCUGUUUUAAAUGAUUUAAAAUGGUUUGUAUUAUUUUUAUGAAAUGAAGUGCAUGGAAGUUAAGAGAGCUGAGGCUGUUAAGUCUGUGAUUCAAGAAGGGUGGGCUGAGCCACUUCAGGAGCCCACCUUUCUGAGCAUCCAUGGUUCAGUCCAUCAUUUCAACAUUUCUGUGUUUUUGUCAGUUUAUUUUUUUAUGAGAACUGUUCCAAAAUUUUGAAAAAUCACUUCAUUGUCUUAUAAAAUUUAUUAUGAACUUAA